This is a messenger RNA of Laetiporus sulphureus 93-53, 2445 nucleotides long. RefSeq names its product DNA repair exonuclease. NCBI's taxonomy places the organism in Eukaryota, Fungi, Basidiomycota, Agaricomycetes, Polyporales, Laetiporaceae. Gene Ontology annotation, cellular component: nucleus; Mre11 complex. The coding region runs from base 45 to 2147 and encodes 700 amino acids. The record is from RefSeq and is a predicted model, not a curated record. Gene Ontology annotation, biological process: mitotic G2 DNA damage checkpoint signaling; meiotic DNA double-strand break formation; double-strand break repair via homologous recombination. Gene Ontology annotation, molecular function: manganese ion binding; 3'-5'-DNA exonuclease activity; DNA endonuclease activity. The transcript is spliced from 14 exons.
UCAAAUAACAACACGCAGAAUCUCCUGGAUUUCUCAGAGUUAUCAUGGGGUCCUCACAAAAUGAAGAACCUGCCAUGCCACCGCCACCCGUGAUACAGAAAGCUUCAGAUGAUACGAUAAAGAUAAUGCUUGCCACAGACACCCAUAUAGGCUAUUUAGAGCGAGACCCAAUACGUGGUCAAGACUCAAUCAAUACCUUCCGCGAGAUUUUGCAGUUAGCAGUCAAACAUGAUGUUGACUUCAUCCUACUUGCAGGUGAUCUGUUUCACGAGAACAGACCAUCUCGCGAUUGCCUAUACCAGGUGAUGGCACUCCUGCGCGAGUAUACGCUCGGUGACCGGCCAAUACAAAUCGAGCUGCUGAGCGAUCCGAAUGACGGCAAAGCCGCUGGGUACUCCUUCCCAGCUGUCAAUUAUGAGGACCCCAACUUCAAUGUCGGCAUUCCUGUCUUCUCGAUACAUGGAAAUCACGAUGACCCACAAGGUGCUGGCCCGGAAGGUGCACUCUCGGCUCUCGACAUGCUCUCAGUGAGCGGGCUUAUCAACUACAUGGGCCGCAUCGAUCUGCCGCUGAACGAUGCUGAGGCGCAAAAUAGCGGAAUCGCCAUCCGGCCCGUACUGCUGCGAAAGGGAAAUACACGCCUCGGAUUGUACGGCGUGGGCAACGUCAAGGAUCAGCGGAUGCACUUCGAGCUACGGAGCAACCGCGUGCGAAUGUUCAUGCCGCGCGACAAGGACGAUUGGUUCAAUAUCUUGCUGCUGCAUCAGAAUCGAGUCCCGCAUGGACCACAACAGUCCGUCCCUGAGGGAAUGUUUGAUGAUAGCAUUGAUUUGGUCGUGUGGGGGCACGAACACGACUGUCGCAUCCUCCCGGAGCCAGUAGCCGGAAAGAAAUACUUCAUCACUCAGCCAGGGUCGUCGGUAGCCACAUCUCUUGCAGACGGAGAAUCUAUUGAGAAGCAUGUUGCCCUACUGAAUAUCCAGGGCAAGGAAUUUGAACUUACUCCUAUCCCUCUACGGACCGUGCGGCCAUUCGUGCUCGACGAAGUCGUCCUCACCGAAGUAGCAGAAGAAGAGGGUUUCGAUCUCGGCGAUAGGAUGGCGAUCACAAAGUUUCUGAAGAAGAGGGUGAACGAGCUUAUUGAGAAGGCAAACGCGCUCUGGGACGAGCGCAACCAGCGCGCCGUUGACGAGGGCGAAGAAGCGCUACCGCGAAUGCUGCCCAUCGUCCGCUUGAAAGUGGACACCACGGGCGUGAGCGAGAUGUCGAAUCCGGUGCGCUUCGGGCAGGAGUUCCAGGGGCGCCUCGCGAACCCGCGCGACGUGCUCGUCUUUCACCGCGCCCGCGCGACCGCCAAGCGCGGCGCAAAGAUCACCGUCGAGCAGCCUGAACUGAGCAUCGAUGACCCGGACCUGUCGACAUCGGAGAAGCUGUCCAAGGUGCGCGUGCAGACGCUAGUGCGGGAGUACCUCGCUGCGCAGGAGCUGCAGCUGCUGGGCGAGGCGGGGAUGUCAGACGCGAUCGAGACGUUUGUGGAUAAAGAUGAUAUCCAUGCGAUACAGAAUCAUGUCAGCGUUGCGCUUAGGUCGUUAUUGAAAGGUAUACAAGCCAAUGGCAAGAACGUCGAAAAUGAUGACGACCUCGAUGCCCUUGUCGAUGAAGUCAAGGAGAAGCAGGACAAAGAGUACAUCGAGAAGCGCAAGCAAGGCAAGUCCUCAAAGUCGAAAGGCAAGGGCAAAGCGGCAGAGGACGACUCAGACGCAUCCAUCGACUCUAUGAUGAUGGACGUUGACGCAGGCGUGUCUGACUUCGAAGAACCCGAGUCAGACGUGCCGAAGAAGAAGAGCAGGGCGCCCGCGAAGAAGGUUGCACCCGCAAAGAAAGCUCCUGCGAAGGGCAGAGGGAAGAAAAAAGUGGAGUCUGAUGACGACGAAGACGAGGAGGAAGACGAAGUAGAGGAGCCGCAGCCGAAGAAGAGAACGAACAGGGCUGCGGUGCUAAGUCAGACCACAGCAAAGAAGGCUCCAGCAAAGAAGACCACUGCUAAGCAGGCUACAUUGAGCUUCGCUCCUUCCGGCCGGACGUCGACGAGAGCAGCAGCUUCACGAGCCACACGGAAGAAUGCUCAGAUGCUGGAUAGCGAUUGAGUUGCAUACACAAAUACUGUACUCACUCUUGCUGUCGACUCGAAACAUCAUAAAAUGACGAUUCUCCUUCUGAUACUGGCGCCGCACUCCGCCUCUUUGGCUCACAUCCUUUACCGCUGAGAAUUUUUGAUUCUAUGCCUCUGAUCGUAGGAGUUCGGGUACUGGGAAGAGUGGCGGGAGCAGGUCGUGAUGCUCUUAUCUAAUCAUGCCCAGCAGGCGAAGCGGAGCGAUGGAGGGCGCCUUCCGCUCUCUCUACCUGUUGUUUUGUGUGAGGGAAAUAAUACAAGAACAAUACCGU